AUGCCACGAAGGCGUCGUUCCGAGUCUGAAGAGGAAUCCCACGAACCUGCAGCUCAUCGUCGACGUACACAUCAUGCCGCCUCCGACAACGACGACGAUCAUGACGAUGAGGACGAGUCGGGUGCCAACAUCACCGACAUGUCUAAGAAGCUGGUCCGCUUAGCAUUGGCAUACGAGUACCAGCGCCGAACCAUUCGUCGUGCUGAAAUCACCGAGAAGGUGCUGGGGAGCAAUAAUGCCCGGAAGUUCAAGGAUGUGUGGAAUCAAGCGCAGGGCAGUCUCCGAGAUGUUUUUGGCGUUGAGAUGGUGGAAUUGCCCGUGAAGGAGAAGAUCACGCUACAGCAACGGAGAGAUGCACAGAAAAAAGGCACUACUAACACAUCAACAUCCUCGGGAUGGAUUGUCAUAUCCAUCCUUCCCAACAAAUACAAGCAUCCAGACAUCCUACCACCGCCUUCAGCGCCAACGAUGACUGAGGAAUCUAUAUACACAGCAAUCUACACGAUGUUGAUUUCAUUGAUAUCCCUGUCUGGUGGCUCACUUCCAGAUGCAAAAAUGGAGCGCUAUAUCUCCAAGCUGGGCAUGUCGGAWACGUCCCCACUUGGCGACAACGAGAAGACGGAAUUUCUGUUUAAGCGCUUGAUCAAAGACAAUUACAUCGUCAGGAGUAAGGAGAGUACGGGUACGGGAGAGGACGAUGUGCAGUGGUUGGUCGGCCCGCGGGGAAAGGUUGAAGUGGGGGAAGAGGGCGUUCGCGGAUUGACAAAGGCUGUGUGGGGGGAUCUGUCUGAGAAGGAUGACGAGGAGAUGGAUAGGAAGAUUAUGCGGAGUCUGGGUGUUGGGGAGAGAAUGGCUGCUGUUGUGAGCAAAGAUGCAAUUGGCGGUGCAGCGGAAAAAGAAAGGAGGAAGCCUGGAAGGCGGAAGCGGCAAAGUCGAGACGAGGGUGACGACGACGAAGGAAUCGAGAUGGAGGAUGGCGACGAUGAGUAG
Molecule: messenger RNA, 990 nt
Organism: Ramularia collo-cygni
Lineage: Eukaryota; Fungi; Ascomycota; Dothideomycetes; Mycosphaerellales; Mycosphaerellaceae
Exons: 2
Coding region: 1-990 (329 amino acids)
Biological process (GO): DNA repair
Cellular component (GO): nucleus
Source: RefSeq, a predicted model, not a curated record